Messenger RNA from Nematolebias whitei (Rio pearlfish), 2632 nucleotides. RefSeq names its product rho GTPase-activating protein 44. Gene Ontology annotation, biological process: regulation of dendritic spine morphogenesis; neurotransmitter receptor transport, endosome to postsynaptic membrane; signal transduction. Bases 227 to 2632 code for a protein of 801 amino acids. Gene Ontology annotation, cellular component: presynaptic active zone; postsynaptic density; cytoplasm. The record is from RefSeq and is a predicted model, not a curated record. The transcript has 21 exons. Lineage: Eukaryota; Metazoa; Chordata; Actinopteri; Cyprinodontiformes; Rivulidae. Gene Ontology annotation, molecular function: protein binding; GTPase activator activity.
GGCGGAGAGGAUUCGGUCCAGCAUCUGCGGAGCCGAGCGACUGACAGUAACACGGCGUUCAUCUGCGAAAAAUGAGCAGGAAUCUGCCUCCCGCCACGAUGACCGAACCGGAUUUUUAACGACCGAACAUUCUCGCCCGCGAGCGUCGGAGUCCCGACCUUCAUUCAUCAAUGAGAUAUUACGAGAAGAGGCUCUUCUUCUACGGCUCGCUGCUGAAAAACACAAGAUGAAGAAGCAGUUCAACCGAAUGAGACAGCUCGCCAACCAAACAGUGGGCAGGGCUGAAAAAACUGAAGUAUUGAGUGAAGACCUAUUGCAGGUUGAGAAACGAUUAGAGCUGGUCAAGCAGGUUUCCCACAGCACGCACAAGAAGCUGACGGCCUGUCUGCAGGGACAGCAGGGUGUGGACGUGGACAAGAAGUCUGUCAGGUCACCCUCGAAAAAACUUCCUCUCACGACGCUCGCACAAUGCAUGGUGGAGGGCGCCGCCGUGCUCGGGGACGAGUCUCUGCUGGGGAAGAUGUUGAAGCUCUGCGGCGAGACGCAGGAACGACUCGCUCAGGAGCUCGUCUCCUUCGAGCUCACCAUCGAGAAGGACGUGAUCGACCCGUUAUCAGAGCUCUCAGAGGUGGAAAUCCCAAACAUCCAGAAACAAAGGAAACAUUUAGCAAAACUGGUCCUGGACAUGGACUCUGCACGCACAAGGUACUACCAGUCCACCAAAUCCUCAGGACUGUCCAGCAACCUGCAGCCAACCGGAGCCAAGGCCGACCACCUCCGGGAGGAGAUGGAGGAGGCAGCCAACCGCAUGGAGCUCUGUCGAGAUCAGUUAUCAGCAGACAUGUACAGUUUUGUGGCCAAAGAAAUUGACUAUGCAAGCUACUUCCAGACACUGAUAGAAGUCCAGGCAGAGUACCACAGGAAGUCGUUGGAGCUGCUGCAGAGUGUCCUGCCUCAGAUUAAAGCUCAUCAGGAGACCUGGGUGGAGAAACCGUGUUAUGGGAAACCAUUAGAGGAGCACUUAGCGCUCAGCGGGAGAGAUAUUGCCUUCCCCAUCGAGGCGUGUGUCACCAUGCUGCUGGAGUGUGGCAUGCAGGAGGAGGGUUUGUUCAGAAUUGCUCCUUCGGCCUCCAAGUUGAAGAAGCUGAAGGCGUCGUUGGACUGCGGGGUGCUGGACGUUCAGGAGUUUUCUGUAGACCCGCACGCCAUCGCAGGCGCUCUGAAGUCGUACCUGCGAGAACUACCUGAGCCAUUAAUGACCUUUGAACUCUACGGUGAUUGGAUCCAAGCCUCAAACAUCCAGGAUCAGGAGAGGAGGCUUCAGGCUCUGAUGGGAGCCUGCGAGAAGUUACCUCCAGCCAACAACAACAACUUUAAGUAUUUGAUCAAAUUCUUGUCCAAACUGACUGAAUACCAGGACGUGAACAAGAUGACUCCAGGAAACAUCGCCAUUGUCCUCGGCCCAAACCUGCUCUGGACUCACAAUGAAGGCGACAUCACCGAGAUGAUGACGACGGUAUCCCUGCAGAUUGUCGGCAUCAUCGAGCCCAUCAUCCAGCACGCCGACUGGUUCUUCCCAGGAGAAGUCGAGUUCAACAUCACAGGAAACUACGGCAGCCCCGUCCACACCAACCACAACGCCAACUACAGCUCCAUGCCGUCUCCGGACAUGGAGCAGAUAGAGCGCCGGCAGAGCGACCAGAGUCGACGGCCGCUGAGCGUGGCCACAGACAACAUGAUGCUGGAGUUCUACAAGAAGGACGGCAUGAGGAAGAUCCAGAGCAUGGGUGUCAGGGUGAUGGACACUUCUUGGGUGUCGCGCAGGGGCUCCUCGUCUGCGCGUAAAACCUCCUCCACGCCACCGAGCGUGCACCCCCCAACCCCGCCCGCUGACGCUCUCAUCCCUCAGCAGCCCGGAGAUUUCUAUGCCUCCCCCUCCCCAACCCCUCCUCCCAAUAACAGCGACAGAGCCAGCACUCUGAAGAACAAGGAGCUGUCUCCGGUGAUUGGACAGAAGAGUCUGCAAGGGACAGUGUCCUCUAGUGGACAGUCUCAGCACUCUGAGCACAGCCCACACAGCCUGAGGAGAGCAAAGAAGCUGGCCCCGAUUCCACCUAAAGGCCCUUACUGUCAGACGGGAGCCAUGUCCGACCAGUCCACGGGUCAGCCGUCUCCGGUCAGCCUGUCGCCCACCCCUCCCAGCACCCCCUCUCCUUACGGCUUCAGCUACCCGCAGGGUUACGCCACCAUUGGUUCCCCGAGUCAGAUCCAGAUGGCAACCGCCCCGUCUCUGUCCUCUCCGCCCUCGCUGGCCGGGACGCUCACCAAGACCAGACCGACCCCCAAACCGCCCCGGCAGAGGCCCAGCUUGCCUCCCCCUCAGCCCCCCUCCACACCUGGCACCAGCCCUCAGCCCCUGGAGCACUCACCAGGGCUCCUGGAUGGUCUGCCUCCCGGGGAAAGCAUGUCCACAGAUUCCUUCUGCAACUUGGACAUCCCCAUCAUCGACGUGGACCUGGACGGUAUCUUGGACUUGACGCACAUCUCUCCCUACAGGAACUCAGAGGCGCAGCUCGAGUGGAACAACGGCGGAAUGGACUCCGAGGAGGAUUCUGAGAGCACGGUGUUAUGA